This is a messenger RNA of Cheilinus undulatus (humphead wrasse), 1528 nucleotides long. RefSeq lists its product as uncharacterized. The record is from RefSeq and is a predicted model, not a curated record. Lineage: Eukaryota; Metazoa; Chordata; Actinopteri; Labriformes; Labridae. The transcript is spliced from 6 exons. Bases 337 to 1215 code for a protein of 292 amino acids.
AACGGUUCACCGGGGAACUGGUGGACGGAGAUGCGGCGAAAGCUAUUUCAGAAUAGCUAAGUUGUCACAACUCUGCAUGUCUUUUGAAAUUUAAUAAUUCAGUAUUUUUUAUAAUAAAUGUUGUCGUAAAGUUGGAAAAAAAUAAACUUCGCACUUGGCAUGCUGCUUGUUGUAUGUAGUAAGUAAGCUAGACUGCUCACCUGUAGCACCACAUGAUUGCAUGAUAUCAGGGGCACCUGGUUCUCUGCUGCUGAAUCUACCAACUACUUUGCUGCACAACGAUGACAUUUGCAGGUAUUAAACUUUAAAAAGUUGUUACGUUUCACUUAAGAUUUCAUGGAUUAUGGAGGGAGGCUACAACUGUCACACCCAGAUCAGAGUGAGAGACAUACACCCAGCAACAUGGACCAGCUUGCUUUCAAAUACAUGGAUAUGUGUAAAGUGGAGUCCAGCACCGAUUCUGAAUCAGAGAUCAGUCCAAGAUGGUCAGACACCAGCACUAUGGGAUGUUCAAGCAGUGCACCAGAGAGUCGUUCUUUUCGGAGGAUGUUGCCACUAAAUCAGAAGCCUGCAGCAAGGCCUGGCUGUUAUUCUUUGUUUUUUGACCCGUAUGAUGGGAGCUCUGAAGAUUCUGACGAGUCAAAUGUGGAAGGCGGCGUCUCAAGCAGACGAACAAAGCAGCAGGGCAGAGUUGGAGGAGGGGGAGGUCGUGUUUUUUGCAAGAGCAGGAGAUUCAUCCUCCACCAUCCUGCAUCUGAUGCCCUCAGAGAAGUUGUGAAAAAUGGGAUGAGAAAUCCUGUGGUGGAGCAGCAACAUGUUUUUGACAUCCAGAUGAAAUGUGGGAGUGACUCUGAGCUGUGGGUCUGUGAGCUGGACAUUAACAAGAAUGGUUGUAGAGAUCUUAAGGAUGACAUGACUUCAGAUUCAUUUAUGCCCACCCAAACCAUGGAUGUUGAGUUACACAGCCAAUUUGGUGAUUCGGGAUUACAUGCUUCAACAUCCUGCACACCUCCAACACCUGGGCCUGUUAUCCCAGUGGACAGGAGUCUGUCCCAGAUGCUGGUGAGUUCAUCGGAGAGGUCCCCCAGCCCCCAUGACAUCAGAUCUCUGCACAAGAGAAAGCUGGGAUUUCCUGGAGCAGAGGUGGUGGAGCUGGGGCAAAGAAAGAGGCAGUGUGUUUUCAACAUGGAGGACUCUGCAUCUGAACCAUGUUAGUUAAGAGAACCAUGGAUAAGAAAGAAAUACUGCUGUUAUUUCAGUGCCUUUACAUGUAAAUGAAGGAAUGAAAAUAUUUAGUCACUUGUAGGUGCAUCAUUCUUUCUCAUCUAUAAAACAAAAUAACAAAUUGUCAUAAGGUUUGAGUGUACCACAGGUGUCAUAUGUUGUACUUACUGUUUCUUCAAUCAAUCAUUUGUGUUGAAAGGAUUAUCAUAUUGCCGACUAUGCAAAAACAGAUGUAGAAAAUCUACUGUAUGCACUGCUGUGAGGCAGCUGUACAUUUUCCAUUUAAUAAAAUGUCUACAGGAUA